Plectropomus leopardus (leopard coralgrouper) is the source of this 1984-nucleotide messenger RNA. Its product is annotated as neuronal acetylcholine receptor subunit alpha-7-like. Gene Ontology annotation, biological process: monoatomic ion transmembrane transport. Gene Ontology annotation, cellular component: postsynaptic membrane. Gene Ontology annotation, molecular function: transmembrane signaling receptor activity; acetylcholine-gated monoatomic cation-selective channel activity. Lineage: Eukaryota; Metazoa; Chordata; Actinopteri; Perciformes; Serranidae. The record is from RefSeq and is a predicted model, not a curated record.
UUUAUACAGAGGAAUGCAGUAUGUGGCAGGCUGUGGCUCUUUGGCUGUUGAUACUUGCGACUCUGCUCCGGGUAUCAGUGCAGGGUCCUCACCAGCGCUUUCUGCUCAGGGAGCUGCUGCGGGACUACAACCCCAUGGAGAGACCGGUCGCCAAUGACUCUCAGACUCUCACUGUCCAGUUCUCCUUUACUCUAAUACAGGUCAUGGAUGUGGAUGAAAAGAAUCAGAUCCUCACCACGAACGCCUGGCUGCAGAUGCAGUGGUAUGACCACUACCUGCAGUGGAACCAGUCAGAGUAUCCUGGAGUUAAAAACCUCCGUUUCACCCCCGAUCAGGUCUGGACACCUGACAUAUUGCUUUAUAACAGUGCUCACGAUAAGUUUGACGCCACCUUUAAGACCAAUGUGCUGGUUAACUCCAGUGGCUUCUGUGAGUAUCUACCUCCAGGAAUAUUUGUCAGCACCUGUAACGUGGAUGUGCGAUGGUUUCCAUUUGACAUCCAGCGCUGUGAACUCAAGUUUGGCUCCUGGACAUUUGAUGGCUGGCUGCUGGACAUCCAGAUGAAGGAUGCAGACGUGUCAGGAUACAUGCCCAACGGAGAGUGGGAUCUACUGGAGGUCCCCGGAGGUCGUCACGAAGUUUUCUACGACUGCUGUGCUGAGCCCUACCCCGAUGUUACCUUUGUAGUGACCUUACGAAGGAGGACCUUGUUUUACGCUCUCAACCUCCUCAUCCCCUGUGUGCUCCUCUCCUCCAUGACCCUGGUGGUGUUCCUGCUCCCUGCCAACUCGGGGGAGAAAAUCAGCCUGGGCAUCACGGUUCUGCUUUCUCUGACAGUCUUCAUGCUGAUGGUUGCAGAGAUUAUGCCCGCCACUUCAGAUUCAGUACCUCUGAUAGGUCAGUACUUUGCCAGCACCAUGGUGAUUGUCGGGAUGUCUGUAGUGGCCACGGUCAUUGUCCUCCAGUUCCAUCACCACAAUCCAAACAGUGGGCAUAUGCCACGCUGGGUGCACUUGGUUCUGCUGCAGUGGGUUCCUUGGUUCUUGCGGAUGAAGCGUCCAGGAGAGGGAGCAGAACCGCCUCUUUCCAACUCCCAGACAGACUCUCAGAGCAAGACCCUGUCCUCUCCUACCACUACAGCUACCACCACCACCAUCCCAACACCAGUGCCCCCCAUCCUCCCCCACAGCCUCAACUCCCUGCAGGCCAGCCUGGCUCAGUUAAACCACCCUCUGUCGCACCCAACGCCCCACCGGCCCAACUCUCAGGUCGUUAUCCUCCCUAAUCCAGUCCACAGAGAACCCAGCUUCAACCCACAUCCACAACCCAACGGCCACCUGGUUUACAUGGGCUUCCAGACAACCACAGAGCUGGAGCCAGUUCAAAGAAGCAGAGCCACAAGUCAUGGCAGGGUUAACAGUGGACCCGUUGGAGGGGAAGCUGAGGGAGCAGCAGCAGCAGGAGGAACAGCUGUAGACACACCUAUCCAUCACCACCUCCCAUCUUCUAAGUUUGGGAGCCCACCACAGGAAAACCAACUGUCCCCGGAUCCUGACCCUUCAAUCACAUCCUCUGGACCCUGCGGCAUAGAGGCCGGGACCGGAGCGGGGAGACUGUCCGCUAUACACACCCACAGCGGUGUGAUCCGAUCUGUGGCCGUGGACAACCAGCUGCAGGCUCUCCUGGUGGAGGUGCAGUUUUUAGUGGAACGUGUUAAGGAGCAGGACCGGCAGCUCAGUUUGGCGGAGCAGUGGCAGUUUGCUGCAGCUGUCAUCGACCGCCUGUGCCUGGUGGGAUUCAGUGUUUUCAACAUCAUCUGUACCAUCGCUAUUCUCAUGGCUGCACCCAACUUUGGAGAAGCGCUGUCAAAAGACUUCCUCUGACAGACCAAAGAGAGAGAGGGAUUUAAGAGAGAUGAUAAGGGAAGAUACAGAUCAGGAUUUGUCGGAAGCACAAUUGCUGUUAAUGAAACUGGGACAUGGAA